Messenger RNA from Formica exsecta, 4754 nucleotides. RefSeq names its product histone-lysine N-methyltransferase KMT5B-A (gene Hmt4-20). NCBI's taxonomy places the organism in Eukaryota, Metazoa, Arthropoda, Insecta, Hymenoptera, Formicidae. Gene Ontology annotation, cellular component: nucleus. The record is from RefSeq and is a predicted model, not a curated record. The coding region runs from base 1006 to 4500 and encodes 1164 amino acids. The transcript is spliced from 10 exons. Gene Ontology annotation, molecular function: histone H4K20 methyltransferase activity; protein binding.
AGCAUCGCACGAGAGAACGCACGUUGCGUACGCACGCAGGCCUGUUAAAGCAAAGCGGAGAGGAAAGUGUGCAUGUACGCUGCGGGUCGCGUCGCGUCGCACCCGUGCCGUGUCCAUCCACCGGAGAUUAUCCUUUCGUUCGGAUAAUAUAUCCUGCCAUGGUAGCCGCCGCGAGCGCGUCUCGGUCGCGACACAAGAGGCACGUCGCUGCGCCGCUCUAGCUUUAGGGGCCCGAUCGACCGCAAGAUGCGAGAGGUUCGUUCUCGGGAGAGCAUUCUCGCGGUAAGUAACUCGCGACGACGACAACAACGAUAUCGUCGUCGUCGAGGAGACGACGGCGGUCCGUGUCUCUUGUUUCUCCCUCUCUCGUUAAACUAGCACGCGCAGCCUGACUCUUCUUCGUCCCCCCGCCAUUAAACCCGUUCGCUUACGGCGGCAUUCCCGAGAGAUUCGAGGACGACGGGGGCGAGCACGCCGCGAUCGUCCUCCGGAGUCCGGAGGACCGCGGGCGAGAGAGGACCGUUAUGUCGACGCGCAUCUAUAGACCGUCGUGUUCCGGUCGAUACGGUGGCACCCGACGUGGUUCGUCCCGUCCGUGGCGCUGACUUUCGAGGGAGACGGACGGCACCGACGCACCCGCCGAUCGCGAAACGACGCCGCCGCUCGUCGCGUCCCACGGGAUCGUUCCAGGAGAUGGUCGCGUGCCACGAUAACGAAUUCGGGUGAAUAGAUCACGAACGACGCGCGAUCGCAACCUCUCUCUCUCUCUCCCCCCCUUUUCCUGACAAGUGGCUCGUUUCGACUUGGGCUUGGUUCGUUCUCGGGUUCGGUGUGUGAUGCGAGGAUACCUCUCCUCUUGGUGAUAUUAUCGAGGGGAAAUCAUGUGAAUACGAAAAUAGUGUCGGAGAAGAGAAAAUCAAACACGUGCUGCUUGCAUUUAGUGAGGCAGUUUUGCCAUGUUUGGCGUUUCAAUAACAGCUGAGAAGUGAAAGUCAGUGUCGCAGAAUGGUGGUGGAUUGCCUGUCGAUCCAGACCUCAGCAACUGCAGUAAGGAAGCAGGAGCGAAGGUUGGGUGGCACAGUUGGUGCAAAGAUGCAACCGAACAGUGGUGGUGGAGGAUGUGGAAUGACACCAAAAGAGCUCUCUGACAAUGACGACUUGGCCACGUCUCUCGUGCUAGAUCCCUACUUAGGAUUCACCACCCAUAAAAUGAAUAUCAGAUAUAGACCAUUAAAGGCAAAUAAAGAUGAACUUCGAAAAAUUAUCUGCGAAUUUAUUCAAACUCAAAAUUAUGAGAAAACAUAUAAAAAAUUAAUGGGUGGAGACUGGGGUGCACGACUUCCUCAUACAAAAUCUAAGCAACAGCAGAUCAAUUUAGAAAAUCACAUCAAGCGAUAUUUGCGAGUUUUUGAUAAGGAUUCCGGAUUCGCGAUAGAGCCGUGCUACAGAUACAGCCUAGAGGGACAAAAGGGUGCUAAGAUAUGUGCUACCCGAAAAUGGAUGAAGCACGAGAAAAUCUCCUGCCUUGUCGGUUGCAUAGCAGAACUAAGUGAAAAGGAGGAAGCUGCAUUGCUGCAUCCUGGAAAAAAUGACUUCUCUGUGAUGUUUAGUUGUCGAAAGAACUGUGCCCAAUUAUGGUUAGGGCCUGCUGCUUAUAUAAACCAUGACUGUAGAGCGAAUUGUAAGUUUGUGCCGACGGGAAGAGACACGGCGUGCGUCAAGGUGUUGCGCGACAUUGAGGUGGGCGAAGAGAUCACGUGUUUCUACGGGGAGGAUUUUUUCGGCGACGGUAAUUGUUACUGCGAAUGCGAGACUUGCGAGAGACGAGGGAAAGGCGCUUUCGCGAAUCAGAAGCCAGGCGAGGAACUGUCAUCCGGUUAUCGUCUGAGAGAAACGGAUAAUCGAAUUAAUCGGACCAAACAUCGACAGCAACCGUUGAAUAGGAAUAAACAGCAAGCUGAUACCGCUCUUACCGAGCGAAAUGCAGUUCUGGUUGGAAAUGCAGUGGUCGCGCCACAUUCUCUCAGUAUGAAGGAAUUGCGACGUAAAGGACUCACCAAGUACGAUGCCGAGUUGCUGAUCGCGCAGGGUUGUCGUUUCUCCGAUAUCAAUCAGCAACAACCGGCUAUCAACAACGGCGAGAACGUACUGCAGACUCGACCGCAUCCUUCUGCGGUCACGACUUCCGUCACGAGGAGUCUCCGUAACAAACAGAUGUGCAAAUUCGAUGGCAGUACUGAUGACGGGAGUGCUCUCAAAAAUACUCAGUCGCUCAGAACAUCCAGGCUUCACAAGAGAACGGAAUCAAAGAAGGGGAAGAUUAGUAUGAAGUCUGUAUCGGUCUGUCUCGGCAAUUCGGUUGCGAAAGAUGCGGAAGUGCCGAAUAUCAGUCAUCGAAAAGAGGAUUCAGAUAGAGUACCCGAAGAGAGUCUAUAUUCGCGAUUACAAAAGCAUCUUGUCACGGAGAUAAAUCGCGAUCUUUACGUGGAAGAUUCACGACGGCGUACCGAGACGGACGAAUCCUCGACCGAAGCCUGUCCACUACGACUGACAAAGAUGGAGGAUGAGUCCAAUGUUGGUGAUGACUUGAUGGAGGACGAACGGGGAAUACCGAACCUCAUCGCGGAAGUCGAACCCAAUAUAGUAAAUAAUAUUAAUUCUUCCAGUUACAAAAAGGGACAAUAUAGUACAAACGCCUGUGAUUCAAUCCGAUUAAAUUCCAUGUCUCAGACCCAUGUGCAACAGCGCUUACAUACCGCAGAAUUGAUUCCUGACGACACGAAUUGUCGCUCGAGGGACUAUCGCCGUUCUUCGUCACCUAUGCGGGAUAAGGAAGGCGAAAAUGAUCCUUAUAACAUAAAUAAUUGUCUCAAUAAACUUUCCAAAUCUCGCAGCAAACGAUUCUCCUCGACAGACGAGAAAGAUCAUAAGACGCUGAACGAGGACUCAUCUUGCGAGGACGAUGAUACACCAUCGCUGAUGGAAGAAAAGAAAGCUCUGCGACAGGCUGAUUUCCGGCAUAAUGAUGUCUUGUACGAAUCAAGCUCUCGAUCAGAUGACGAAUGUUGCGAUAUAAACUCCGCGAAGGUAAUCGUGGUGCAGAAGUAUGCUAUGGAGAAAGAUAUGGAGAGUGAAGACUGCGGGAGUCCGAUUGCCGUUGACGCGACGGCGGAUCGUAAUCGCACGGACAGUGUCGAGUUUUGUGGACUGAAUUCUGAGGAAGUUAUAGAAAUGAAAACUAGUAUUGAGAACGUCUUAAAAUGUUAUAGUAGUACGGUUCCGAGCCAAGAAGAGGAGGAAGAAGAGGAGGAAGAAGAGGAGGAAGAGGAGAGCGUCGUGAUGAAACGUGAUGCAUAUAUCGCAAAUGUCGAGACUGACGUCAAAUCUGAAGUGACGAUGUUACGCGCAAUCGAGAUAGACUCUAGAGUUCAUAUUAGGGAAGAAUCAGGAAAGAACGCGGCAGACUUUAAUAAUGUACAAACUGGCACAGACUAUAACAACGAUCUAACAGGCCAUAGGAAUUUUCAGGACAAUCACGAUCCCUCGUCGAUAAAGAGAUCCAGGCGAAAAGAUUACGCGUUGGAAAUCGCGUCCUCGAAAUCGUCUCGCAAGUCGCAGAAGAAACUCUCGAGCACUAAGUCCAAGUUCGGAGUAUGGACAGAAGAUGCUCAGGAUGACGGUGUGGACGCGAAGAAUCAUGGCAAAACGGGAAAAAGCAAGAACAAAUCAACUAAGAGGAGAGAUCGGCAAAGAUCGGCGACGACCGAUAUCGGGGAGGCCGAUGACGAUUCGGGCAUCCAGGGUGAUAUCUACGAGUUUAGCGAGAAGGAGAGUAAUUUGGAGGACAUUGGAAUACUAUCUAUAAUAAGACGCGGCAAACACGAGUCUCGUCAUGCAUCUUCCUCUACAUCGCCUGUGUCAGAGAUGCAGUGUAACGACGAGUACAGUAAAGCCGAGCCGCCGGUGUUGGUUCCGGAGGAACCGUGGCCUCCGAUUGAUUCGUCGGCUCGGAACGAGCAUAGUGCGGAUUCCAAUAACAGUAUUCAAGUGGAAGAGAACUGUGAUGUCGAAGAGAGCUUGGAGAGAUUAACAGCCUAUGAAAACAACAGCAGUACGCAAAAAUCAAGCUCGAUCCAAUCUUCCGAGUGUCAAUGGCAAACGAGCAAUUCGAGCGAUUGUCGAGUUUGGCCUGUCACGCCGGAGAAACCCAGCCGUGGUCUCAAGCUGACGUUGCGCAUGAAGCGGUCAUGUCCGCUUCUGGAGGACAAUGUUGAAUCCGGCACUAGCCUGAGCGAGGACAGUUACGAGCCUGAAUACGAGGUAUUACGCGUCGAGGGGUUGGAGAGGCGCAAACGUCGGAAGAAACACAAGAGUAGAGACCGUGAGAGACGGCACAAGAAAUCGCGCGAGCUGAACCUCGAUCCGCCGCCGCCGCCCAUGAAGAGAUUACGCUUGAUUCUCGGCAACGAGACACGCACUAUUGAUCUAACGCACUCUUAACAGCUAUAAUUCCUCCUUUUCCCAUUCCUUCGACUCCUCCCCCCCCCCCCCCCCUCUCUCCCUCGUCACGACGCGCGUGUAAUAUCAAUUUCGCACAUUACGACAGACUAUCUUUUGAAAUAUAAUUAAAGGAAGAUCACACAUAUACAUACACCACUUCAGGAAAUUUUAGGCCUCUUCGUCCUAUGACACGCGACAGCAAGUUCAUAUCGUACUUGAAGAUACUUUUCUCACGAUUAAACUUGGUUUAGAAA